AAUCCCACGCAGGAAGAGCCGUGGGUGUCAAGCCGCAGUUCACCCAGGCCGGAGCGGACGUGAUGUCGCGGACGGAGCCGCUGGUGCUGGGGCUGGGGCUGGUGAAGGCGGUGCUGGUGGCGGUGCUGGUGGUGGAGGUGGUCGGAGCCGCAGCGCUGAGCCGGGCGGAGCUCCCUCCACCGUCGGUGAACAUCAGCCUGGACGCAGCUCCGGAGGAGAGAUGGAGGCCUCUCCUGGAAGUCUUCGACAUAGACUACCUGAAUAAAGCGGCCGCAGAAAUCAUUGAUACUACAAUUCCAAAAUGGGUUCAUCAUGCAAUUAAGCCUGUUGUGGCGGCCCUGGAGGAGUACAUGCCUCAGCCUUACGCGGGGGAGAUCCGCGGCCUGGCCUCUCAUCUGGGAGGAGGCCUGUCCGACGUCAUCAUGCUCAACUUUGCCUACGAAGUAUCUGCAUUUUGCACUAGCAUCGUAGCUCAGGACAAAAAUGGGCACGUGUACCACGGCAGGAAUCUUGAUUACCCUCAUCCUAUUCUGAGGAACAUGACUGUCAACGUAGUUUUCCUCAAGAAUGGAAAAGUGGCCUACCAGGGGACGUCCUUCGCCGGCUACGUCGGCCUGUGGACCGGACAGAGUCCUCACAAGUUCACCGUGUCGGGCGACCAACGAGGCACCGAUCACUGGUGGAACUGGUGGAAGAACUUUGUGUCUGCUGUCCUGUACCGGAGGUCUCCAGUCAGCUGGCUGGUGAGGGAGACGCUGGAGGAAGCAGAGAACUUUCAGGAUGCAGUGAUGCGUCUGUCAAAAACCCCCAUCAUCACAGGGGUGUAUUUCAUCGUGGGCGGGCUGCGGGCCAAGGAAGGGGUCGUGAUCACCAGAGAUCGACAGGGCCCUGCUGACAUCUGGCCUCUGGACCCCGUGAAUGGAAAUUGGUACCGGGUGGAGACGAACUUUGACCACUGGCGUCCUCCUCCGGCCACGGACCAUCGAAGAGAAGCUGCCAACAAAGCGCUAAAUGCUACCGGACAAGCUCACAUCAACAUGGACACACUUUAUCAGGUUUUGUCGCUGUAUCCAGUGUGUAAUGGAAUCACUGUUUACACGACCAUAAUGAGUGCAGCGACCCCUGAGAAGUAUGACACACUUGUCCGACCACAGGGUUGCCCCUACACAUACUGACCAGCGUGGAUCAGGCUGCAGAGAGUCUGAACUUCACAACAGAUUCAUGUGGAGAUUUUAUAACAAAUGUGAUUACAAGGGAAUCAAGACAUUUUUAAAAUGACCAAGAUCAAGUGACUUUUGCAUUAAUUUUUAUGGCCUUAUGUACGGGUAAUUUACAUUUUAAGCUUAAUUAAACUGAUUGUGAUUGUCUGGA
This is a messenger RNA of Mugil cephalus (flathead mullet), 1371 nucleotides long. RefSeq names its product N-acylethanolamine-hydrolyzing acid amidase-like. The record is from RefSeq and is a predicted model, not a curated record. The transcript has 11 exons. Gene Ontology annotation, biological process: fatty acid metabolic process. Gene Ontology annotation, cellular component: lysosome. Lineage: Eukaryota; Metazoa; Chordata; Actinopteri; Mugiliformes; Mugilidae. Gene Ontology annotation, molecular function: fatty acid amide hydrolase activity. Bases 63 to 1175 code for a protein of 370 amino acids.